UUAUACAACAUUGCUUGAAUCGCGCAUAGUUGCUAUAAUGUCAGGAAGAGGUAAAGGAGGUAAGGGACUCGGGAAAGGAGGCGCUAAGCGUCACAGGAAGGUUCUUCGGGAUAACAUCCAGGGCAUCACCAAACCCGCCAUCCGUCGUCUCGCUCGCCGCGGCGGAGUCAAGCGUAUCUCCGGUCUGAUCUACGAGGAGACCCGCGGUGUAUUGAAGGUGUUUCUGGAGAACGUGAUCCGCGAUGCUGUCACCUACACCGAGCACGCCAAGAGAAAGACCGUCACCGCCAUGGACGUCGUGUACGCGCUGAAGCGACAGGGACGCACUCUGUACGGCUUCGGAGGAUAAACUCAUCUGUACACUCACAAACACCCAACGGCUCUUCUAAGAGCCAC
Molecule: messenger RNA, 396 nt
Organism: Carassius carassius (crucian carp)
Lineage: Eukaryota; Metazoa; Chordata; Actinopteri; Cypriniformes; Cyprinidae
Product: histone H4
Exons: 1
Coding region: 38-349 (103 amino acids)
Biological process (GO): nucleosome assembly
Cellular component (GO): nucleosome
Molecular function (GO): protein heterodimerization activity; structural constituent of chromatin; DNA binding
Source: RefSeq, a predicted model, not a curated record